AUGGAAUCUCGGAAAGGCAGCAACUGGGGUGACUACUAUUACCGAUCAAAACGACCAUCCGGGAAAAAAGCAUGGCUUCUCGAAGCCAUUCAUUUCAUCAACCAGUCUAUACCCACAUUUGACGAGCUUUUCGAUGAGGAGACAUUCUAUGUAUUUGCAUUUCUUGUGGUCGUCUUCUCUAUCCUAACAGCAAUUUUCCUAUCGAAAGUGGUUGGAAUCACUAUCAAGGAACAUAAUAUCGAGCUUAAUCGCAGCAACUGGGGUGACUACUAUUACCGAUCAAAACGACCAUCCGGGAAAAAAGCAUGGCUUCUCGAAGCCAUUCAUUUCAUCAACCAGUCUAUACCCACAUUUGACGAGCUUUUCGAUGAGGAGACAUUCUAUGUAUUUGCAUUUCUUGUGGUCGUCUUCUCUAUCCUAACAGCAAUUUUCCUAUCGAAAGUGGUUGGAAUCACUAUCAAGGAACAUAAUAUCGAGCUUAAUCGUGAUUGGGGUCGUCCCGAACCUGCGAAUCCAUUCCGAUUUCCAUGGAAAGUCAAAAGAGAUUGA
Molecule: messenger RNA, 549 nt
Organism: Haemonchus placei
Lineage: Eukaryota; Metazoa; Nematoda; Chromadorea; Rhabditida; Trichostrongylidae
Source: the annotation of a GenBank genome assembly